Anolis sagrei ordinatus is the source of this 2666-nucleotide messenger RNA. It is a transcript of the gene CMAS, whose product is annotated as cytidine monophosphate N-acetylneuraminic acid synthetase. The record is from RefSeq and is a predicted model, not a curated record. Gene Ontology annotation, molecular function: N-acylneuraminate cytidylyltransferase activity. NCBI's taxonomy places the organism in Eukaryota, Metazoa, Chordata, Lepidosauria, Squamata, Anolidae.
ACCGCUGCGUGGGUGGGCGUGGCUCAAGAGUGCCAGGUCUCCAGUUUUCCCUCAGAGAGCCAUGGCUGCUGCGGCUGCGAUGCCUCCCCCUGCCUUGUGCCGGCCGUCGGGAGACGCUGAGCGGCCGCCUUCGCACCUGGCGGCGCUCAUACUGGCCCGCGGAGGCAGCAAAGGCAUCCCGCUGAAGAACAUUAAGCCCCUCGCCGGGGUCCCGCUGAUUGGCUGGGUGCUGAGGGCAGCCCUCGACUCUGGCGUCUUUCAGAGUGUUUGGGUUUCCACGGACCAUGAUGAAAUUGAGAAAGUAGCCAAGCAGUUUGGAGCUCAGGUUCAUCGAAGGAGCUCAGAAGUGUCCAAAGAUUCCUCCACCUCCAUGGACGCCAUUGUGGAAUUCCUCCAGUAUCAUGACGAGGUUGAUGUCAUAGGAAACAUUCAAGCAACCUCUCCCUGUUUGCAUCCCACCGAUCUAAUCAAAGUGGUUAAAAUGAUCCAGGAGGAUGGGUUCGACUCUGUCUUCUCUGUUGUGAGGCGGCACCAGUUUAGGUGGAGCGAAAUCAAAAAAGGAGUGUGUGAAGUGACUGUGCCACAAAAUCUGAACCCGGCCAAACGUCCCCGGCGCCAGGACUGGGAUGGAGAGUUGUUUGAAAAUGGGUCCUUUUAUUUUGCCAAAAGAGCCUUGAUUGAAAAAGGGUAUUUGCAGGGUGGGAAAAUGGCUUAUUACGAAAUGCGAGCCGAGCACAGCGUGGAUAUAGAUGUUGACAUCGACUGGCCAAUUGCAGAGCAAAGGGUCCUGAGGUACGGCUACUUUGGUAAAGAGACCCUGAAGGAGGUGAAGCUGCUAGUUUGUACUAUUGAUGGUUGCCUCACCACUGGCCACAUCUAUGUUUCAGAAGAUGAGAAGGAGAUCGUUUCCUAUGAUGUCAGAGAUGCUGUGGGGAUUAACUUGCUUCAGAAAAGAGGCGUUGAGGUGCGGAUGAUCUCCGAGAGGAAAUGCUCAUCAAAAAUGCUUUCUGCCGUGACGCUGGGUUGUGUUGUGGAAGUCAGCGUGACAGACAAGCUUCAAGUUGUAGAGGAAUGGAGGAAGGAAAUGGGGUUGUGCUGGAAGGAAGUGGCAUACUUAGGAAAUGAAGAGUCCGACGUGGAGUGCCUGAAGAAAGCCGGCAUGAGCGCUGUUCCCGCCGACGGUUGCGCGGCUGCACAGAAAGCCACGAGCUACAUCUGCAAAUGCAAUGGGGGCCGUGGCGCCAUCCGAGAGUUUGCCGAGCACAUAUUUCUCCUGAUGGAAAAGGUGAACUCAUCCGGAAAGAAGCCAUGAUGUUAAAGGCCUGAAGCUGGGGAAAGAAGUCAUUUGAUUCCAUUCUUUUGGUCGCUUUGUUUACUCAUGCCUUUUUUAUAAACAUUUUGGGAAGCCAAGGGGCAAUGCCAGGAAUUAUUUCAAGCAUCCAUUUUCAGGCACUUGAACCAAAUAGUCAAACGUCCUUUGCCAGAUCUUUGCUGGUGUUCACAGCCAGCCUUGUUCAGUAGAGUCCUACUGAAAUAUUGGUAGCAUCAAUGUCCAUCCCUUUCCUUGGAGGUUUCAGACAUUUUGUUUUUUUAGGAACAGUUGUUCUGCCAAGGAGACAAUGCUAUGAUGCAAGGAAUUGAAGAGAACGGUCUUCUCUCUUCCACAAAGCAGUAGUACAAUGGCAUUUCAGGAAUUGUGCAUUUGCAUCGGGUUAUGUCUUAAGCAUUCCCCAAGAUUGCAAAGAGUCUGAAUCUCAUUCUUACUUUCAUGAUGGGUAACGUCAUUGCUUAGUGACAGAACACAUGUUUUGCAUGCAAAAGGUCCCAGGUUCUGUCUUGGCAUAAGUAAGAUUGGUGAUUGUAUGAUUUUUACAUAAUUUUGCGACUCUGGUCCUAACCAUUGUAGUUGGGGAAGAUGGGAGGUGUGAUUUAGGCUUCCACUUUACUGCCUUUAAGUUAAAAGAAUCAGGGAAUUGGUGAUGUGAAAUAACCCACCAGAAUGUGGAUAUUUCCCCAGUUUGAGCUGCAUCAUUCACAAUCAUCUAACAUAGUUGCAGACGGUCAGUUCUCUCACACCAGAAGCGACUUGCAGUUUCUCAAGUCGCUCCUGACACGACAAAAAAAAAAAAAUCUAACACAGUGGUUCUCAACCUGUGGGUCCCCAGAUGUUUUGGCCUUCAACUCCCAGAAAUCCUAAUAGCUGGUAAACUGGCUGGGAUUUCUGGGAGUUGCAGGCCAAAACACCUGGGGACCCACAGGUUGAGAACCACUGAUCUAACACAUAUGCCUAUGCUGGCUGGUGAAUUCUGAAAAGCUCUGCCUGAGAUUCUGAAGAGCUGCUGUUAGUCCUGGUUGUUCCAUGGAUUCUUCACCGUCUUUUGUCUUCAAAUUUGAUGUUCUACUUUCUGGCUUAACCUGUCUUUUCGCUCUGAUUUUCGAGCCUGUUCGUGCAAUGGGCAAUCAUUGAAUAUUUCCCCUUGGAGUGUAACAUUGGGGUGAGGGCUGAAUGUUAGAAUCCUGAAUGUUAGAAUUCUGAAAGAGCUUUUCUUCCAAAUAGGAAACAAAAUGCACUUUUCCCAGACAUGCUAUUUGUUCAGUUCAGGAGGGUGGCAGCAGAGAGCUGUUGAAGCAAGUGUGAGAAAGAAUUCAGAUAGUCAAUCCCAACU